Molecule: messenger RNA, 1680 nt
Organism: Melitaea cinxia (Glanville fritillary)
Lineage: Eukaryota; Metazoa; Arthropoda; Insecta; Lepidoptera; Nymphalidae
Gene: Nprl2
Product: GATOR complex protein NPRL2
Exons: 8
Coding region: 273-1475 (400 amino acids)
Biological process (GO): negative regulation of TORC1 signaling; cellular response to amino acid starvation; positive regulation of autophagy
Cellular component (GO): vacuolar membrane; GATOR1 complex
Molecular function (GO): GTPase activator activity
Source: RefSeq, a predicted model, not a curated record
AAUGUGGCAAUGUAUCGCGCAAGUUGACGUGAGAAUUUGAUAACCAAACAUUAUCAAUGUCAAUUAUAAAAUGUCAGUGUAUCGUCGCGAGGGCAGUGGAUGGUCGUUUGUUAUUUUAACCCCGAUUUUGUAACUUUCGAAAUGAAAAAAGUUGAAUUACUGUAGCUUAAUAAUUGAUGUGAAAAGUAUUUGUGUUAUUUGUUUUAAAAAGUGCAAACUGUAUUUUAUAGUGAAAUUAGUUUUAUAAGUUCAGUGAAUCGUGGUUGUUGCCAAUGAUGGAUGGAAACUCAAAAUAUUACGAGGGCUGUGGACAGGAAGGGCCCAUUCGCUGUAUAUUUCUGUGUGAAUUUCAUCACACGGCUGGACCGAGGAUAACUUGCCAAGUCCCGGAAAACUAUAUAUCGAAAGACAUUUUUGAUACAGUCAGUCACUAUAUCAUACCAAAAGUACAAUUGCAGAGGUGUACAUUGACUGUGACACUACUGGGUUCAAAAAUAUUAGGAUUUCCAGUUAGAAUAGACAACAAAAAGUAUGCUCGAAAUGCAUAUUACUUCAACCUUUGCUUUGUGUGCGACGCUUGGGCGAGGACGGUCCACUUAGAACCAUUGGUGAAAAAACUUACCGAAUAUCUUUUAUCGAUGGAAUUAGAAACAGAGUGGCUGUCCAAGCAGUCGAAAUCUGGUGACGCCAAGGCGCUGAACUCGCUCAUGCAGCAAGUGAUGCAAGACAUCAACAGCAGGAGAAUGUGCACGCUCACAGUCGGCACCACAACAACUCACCUGACGGUGGUGAGAGUGAACAGCGACCCGGCGCCAGUGAAGGACCACCAGGUGCCCGUGUUCCUGUACAGCAGGCAGUCGUUUGUCGCUGACCAGUGGGACCUCACCACCAACCAGAUUCUGCCAUACAUAGACGGCUUCAACCACGUGUCCAAGAUAGCAGCGCUGACGGACGUGGAGAUCAGCCUGGUGCGCGCCUGUGUCCAGAACUUAGUGUACUAUGGUGUAGUCACGCUGGUGCCCAUCUUCCAGUACUGUGCUGUAUACAGCGCAACGCCUAAACUCAGACAGUUGACGAGAUGCACGGGACUACAGCGACAAUGCGUGGAAUUCUGUGCGAGAUCACCCCGUCAGCUACCUAAAGUAAGCGAUCUGUUCCGCAUGUACGCGGGCAUGUCGUAUGGCAGUACAGUGCGUGACCUGUGCCGCCGCAUGCGACCACAAGAGCUUGCCAUCAACGAGCGAAAACUUGUGCUAUUCGGUGUACUUGAGGGACUCAUACGGAGGGUUUAUAAGUUUCCAGUAACCCUGCACAACGAGAGCGCCUCGCUACGUAGCGAACACAGCCAGUGCACCGCGAGGACGUACAACGGGCUGGUGUGCCUCGACGAGCUGUGUUGCCAGGGCGGGCUCACCGCCUCGCAGCUGGAGGAGCAGCUCGAGAGGGACAGUGACGUCAUUUUCAUUGUCAAAUGAUGUGUCUCGGACGUGAGUGAAGUGAUAAUUGACGCGCGAUGCAGCAGUGACGGGUUGAGAUUUUCUAAGGCGUUAAGAAUACAGGCCCAAUCUUUGGGCAUUCUGUUGUAUGGAGUUUAAACAGAGAAGUGUAGAAGUAAUUUUUUAUACAUUAAUAUUUAAAGUUACCCUUGGUUUUCGUAAAAAAAAAAUUGAAGUAAUAUCA